Molecule: messenger RNA, 1047 nt
Organism: Oikopleura dioica
Lineage: Eukaryota; Metazoa; Chordata; Appendicularia; Copelata; Oikopleuridae
Source: the annotation of a GenBank genome assembly
AUGCAGAUUCAGUUCUUUAUGUAUCCUAAUACCGUACCACAACAGGGUCAGCAGCAGCAGCCUUAUCCGACUGCAACCUAUACUGGUGCGCCCGGCUAUGGAGCUCCACAACCAGCUCCAACUUAUGCUCAGCAACCAGCACCUGCUUCUGCUUUCGCUCCGCCACCCACGCCGUCUCCAGCGCCAAGUCCUCAACCGGUCAUCUUGAACAUUCAACAAAAUGCUCCUCAAACUCUGGCCGCUCCCCAACCAAUUCGACCGGCUCUUUCUCAGCAAUCAUUACGAAAUCCUUCACCACAGCCUCCAGUAAUCAUGCCACAACAAAGAAAGCCGGACAAUUCCGCUCGCAAUUUCAUCCUUGGGGUAAUUUGCUGCCCUGUGAUCUCUUUUGGAAUUCUGAUCAUCGUCGCAAUCAUUUCAGUCGCUAUUAAUGGCCCUUCCUCUGGGUCAUGCGGCGGCCCAAACGGUCCCCCAUGUGACUACGGCGGACCAGACUAUUAUGGCUCAGGCUACGGCGGACCUGACUAUUAUGGCUCUGGCUACGGUGGACCUGACUAUUAUGGUUCUGGCUACGGUGGAUACACCACAACACAUUUUUCCAACCAAGGGUCGAUCGAUUACAAUACUGUUGGAAUUUGCGAUGGAAAUAACGAGUAUUCAGUUACGAGUUCUGGAAGUUUUCAAUCACCAAACUACCCAAAUAUGUACCCAAAUGAUGCGAGUUGCACCAACAAAUUUACCACUUCUUUCGACGGAAUCACCUUCGAAGUAAAUGGGUUCUAUCUCGAAAGUUGCUGUGACUCCCUGACAUUCAGCGACAAUUCUGGAGAUUAUCCUUUUACCGGACAAAUAUUCAAUGGAACUCGAUUUUCCUUUUCUUCGUCAAAUGUGAUUGUUUCAUUUACAACCGACUACAGUGUUCAACGUUAUGGCUUUCAUAUCGAUGUCAUCGACGGCUACGAUCCAUCAAACGACAUAAGCUAUGUUCACGGCAAUUUAAAAUUCGACGGCGAAUCCCCACAAAAAGAAAUAAUCAAAAAAAAUUAA